Molecule: messenger RNA, 525 nt
Organism: Phytophthora sojae
Lineage: Eukaryota; Oomycota; Peronosporomycetes; Peronosporales; Peronosporaceae
Exons: 1
Source: RefSeq, a predicted model, not a curated record
AUGUUCUGGCGCCGCAGUCGCGCGAAGGAGGAGGCGGUGGAGGAGACGGACGACCUGGUGAAGCUGCAGAAGCAGUUCGGCAUCACCCCCGUGAGCGACGCGGACGUGCAGGCGGAAUUCCAGGCGCUGCUGGGCGCUACGGGCGUCGCUGGCGGCUCGAGUCCGACGGAGGAGGAGCGACUGCUAUUCGGCGCUGGAGACGACGAGGAGGACGAGGAGGCCAAGAUCCUGAGAGACCUGCAGCUGGACGGACUGAACCUGGAUGACGUCGAUGACGAGGAGGGUGACAAACAUCAGGAGGCCAAGAGCGAGCUGCGUGGGGUGCUGGACGAAGUCCACAGGACAGCGAGGGAGAACCACAGUCGGGAGACUGCAGAGAUGAGCGGGGAACAGCCAAUUCAACUGCCUAGAGGUUCAGAAGUGGAGCUAUCACCGGACAGAGCUGCGGAGGUCCACGCCUUGAAGAUGGAGGCGCUGGCGUUGAAGAGGGAGGGGAAGAUUCAGGAGGCGCUGGCCAAGUUCCGA